Molecule: messenger RNA, 645 nt
Organism: Rhipicephalus sanguineus (brown dog tick)
Lineage: Eukaryota; Metazoa; Arthropoda; Arachnida; Ixodida; Ixodidae
Exons: 3
Coding region: 221-574 (117 amino acids)
Source: RefSeq, a predicted model, not a curated record
GGCGCGGCUCUUCAAAACGGUUGUAUUUCUCUCGCUGUUUGUUUCAGAGACGUGGCUUAUAUAAAGGCUUGCACGCGCAACAGCACGAGUAGUCUAUUCGAGAGCUUGAACAUUAUCCCACAACGUUUUCCUGAGGACCGCCGGCGCGACAAAAACUGCCAGUGGCUCGAGGUGUUCCGUGGUUCCGCAAAGUGAUCUGCAAUUUCAAAACGUCGGAAGAAUGACUCACAAGCGAGUCAGCAGUACCUCCGGUCUGUCAAAGAAGAAAGCGAAGAGGACAAAUCACGUUGAGCGCCAAAAAGAGGACACGGUGCCCGUCAAGAAGACCGAAGCAAGCAUGAGUGAAACUGAAGAUAUAUUGAGGGAGAUGUUGAACGCAUUCGAUGAGCAAAUUCAACAGAAGGAGGAGUGCCUCACAAGCAUUCAAAAGAUACUACAGGACAGCUCUGUCGAUCAAGCAGCUGAAAACUUCAUGAGGUUUGCGAUGAAUUACGUGGAGGAGAAGAGGAAUAGGUCCUUAGAGCUGGUGUAUGAAAUCAACGGAGCUCUUCGGCGCAUCGCAGAGACCGACUAGCAUCGAGAGCUCAUCGAGGAGACGACGACAGCAGGCUGCCUGUAAUACACUCAGUUAAAUGAAUAAAUAGU